GGACCGGCAGCGGCGGCGGAGGAGGUGCGGGACUCUGUCGCAAGCCCCGACGUAGGAGCUCGGGGGGACGCUCCGGCCCUGGCCCGGGACAAAGACAGAGACGCCAGAGUGGGCAGCGGCCCCUUGGAGCUGAGGUGCCAUCGCCUACAGGAUUCUUUGUUCAGCUCUAACAGUGGCUUCAGCAACUACCGUGGCAUCCUGAAUUGGUGUGUGGUGAUGCUGAUCCUGAGCAAUGCUCGAUUAUUUUUGGAGAACCUCAUCAAAUAUGGUAUCCUGGUGGACCCCAUCCAGGUGGUGUCUCUGUUCCUGAAGGAUCCCUACAGCUGGCCUGCCCCAUGUCUGGUUAUUGUGGCCAAUGGCUUUGUUGUGGCUGCAUUCCAGGUUGAGAAGCGCCUUGCAGUGGGCACCCUGACAGAGCAGGUGGGGCUGCUGCUGCACAUGGCCAACCUUGUCACCAUUCUCUGCUUCCCAGCAGCUGUGGCCUUACUGGUCAAGUCCAUCACUCCAGUGGGUUCCGUGCUGGCUCUGAUAUCGUACACCAUCCUCUUCCUCAAGCUCUUCUCCUACCGGGAUGUCAACCUGUGGUGCCGACAGCACAGGGCUAAGGCCAAGAAUGCCUCUGUAGGGAAGAAAGCCAGUGGGGACAGUGCCCAGGGAACCGUGAGUUACCCGGACAACCUGACCUACCGUGAUCUCUACUACUUCAUUUUUGCCCCUACUUUGUGUUACGAACUCAACUUUCCCCGCUCCCCGCGAAUCCGAAAACGCUUUCUGCUACGGCGACUCCUUGAGAUGCUGUUCUUCACCCAGCUCCAGGUGGGCCUGAUCCAGCAGUGGAUGGUCCCCACUAUCCAGAACUCAAUGAAGCCCUUCAAGGAUAUGGACUACUCACGCAUCAUUGAACGUCUCCUGAAGCUGGCGGUCCCCAACCAUCUCAUCUGGCUCAUCUUCUUCUACUGGCUUUUCCACUCCUGCAUGAAUGCUGUGGCGGAGCUCAUGCAGUUUGGAGACCGAGAGUUCUACCGGGACUGGUGGAAUGCCGAGUCUGUCAGCUACUUCUGGCAAAACUGGAACAUCCCAGUGCACAAGUGGUGCCUUAGACAUUUCUACAAGCCCCUGGUUCGACGGGGUAGCAGCAAAUGGAUGGCAAGGACAGGCGUGUUCCUAGCUUCAGCCUUUUUCCAUGAGUACAUGUUGAGCAUCCCCCUGCGAAUGUUCCGCCUCUGGGCCUUCACAGCCAUGAUGGCUCAGGUUCCACUGGCAUGGAUUGUGAGCCGCUUCUUCCAUGGCAACUAUGGCAAUGCAGCUGUGUGGCUGACACUCAUCAUUGGGCAGCCAAUGGCUGUGCUCAUGUAUGUCCAUGACUACUACGUGCUCAACUAUGAGCCCUCGUAACGGGCCUGAGCUGCUCCCGAGUACAGCUUCUCCUCACUGUCCACAGCCAAAGCCAGUCAUCUCCUGCCUAAGCCUGGAGUCUUUCAGGUGGCCUGACUGCCUGCACCCUUCUCCUGUCCUGGGAGGCCUCUUUGCCCCUAUGGGGCUCCCUCCUGUUCCCAUGAGAUGUCAACAGCAGGAUCCAACUGGAGGAGACACUGUGGAAUUUGCUGACCAGGGAUUAAGGGUGUCAAUAAAGUACUGUCUGAAGUGA
This is a messenger RNA of Fukomys damarensis (Damara mole-rat), 1648 nucleotides long. RefSeq names its product diacylglycerol O-acyltransferase 1 (gene Dgat1). Gene Ontology annotation, biological process: triglyceride biosynthetic process. The record is from RefSeq and is a predicted model, not a curated record. NCBI's taxonomy places the organism in Eukaryota, Metazoa, Chordata, Mammalia, Rodentia, Bathyergidae. Gene Ontology annotation, molecular function: diacylglycerol O-acyltransferase activity. The transcript has 17 exons. The annotation marks the transcript as partial. Gene Ontology annotation, cellular component: endoplasmic reticulum membrane.